AUGACAAAAGCCGUAUUGUAUUUUCUUGAGUUAUUGUAUUCUCUGAAUAUUGGUGGGGUGCAACCGUCCAAUAGUAUGUUGGUGGGGUGCAACCGUCCAACCAUAUGUGAACUUAUAUUGAAAAUUAACGAUGAUAUUAUAAUAUCUCAAAAUUAA
This is a messenger RNA of Dentiscutata erythropus, 156 nucleotides long. The record is from the annotation of a GenBank genome assembly. NCBI's taxonomy places the organism in Eukaryota, Fungi, Glomeromycota, Glomeromycetes, Diversisporales, Gigasporaceae.